Molecule: messenger RNA, 1726 nt
Organism: Galdieria sulphuraria
Lineage: Eukaryota; Rhodophyta; Bangiophyceae; Galdieriales; Galdieriaceae
Product: dihydrolipoamide dehydrogenase
Exons: 2
Coding region: 13-1701 (562 amino acids)
Cellular component (GO): oxoglutarate dehydrogenase complex; mitochondrion
Molecular function (GO): dihydrolipoyl dehydrogenase (NADH) activity; flavin adenine dinucleotide binding
Source: RefSeq, a predicted model, not a curated record
AAGCAGAAAAAUAUGUUUUGCAGCUUUGUAGAGUUAGUAUGCUGGAAGAGUGCUCUUCAGCACACAGAUUGCCGCCAGAAACGGACAAGUGCUCGGUUGAAAGGACAGGCUCUUUAUUGUUCAAAGUUUCUUUCAAGUAAUCGCAGUUCGGCUUUCAUUUCCUUUUCUGGUUUUAGAAGAGAUAGUGCUCCUAUAUUACAGUUUAGGUUGAAGAAAGCUCGAAGUCGAUUCUUGGUCGUCUGUGAGGACAAAAGGGAGUUCGAUUAUGACGUCGCCAUUAUCGGGGCAGGUGUGGGAGGUCAUGGUGCUGCAAUGCAUGCGGUUGCCAAUGGUUUGAAGACUUGUAUCUUUGAAGCGCAUGAGAUUGGUGGUACUUGUGUGAAUCGUGGUUGUGUGCCGUCAAAAGCUUUGUUAUCUUCCUCUAGGAGGAUCCGUGAGUUGAGUGAUAGACAGCAUCUUCGGUCCUUAGGAGUUGACGUUGCCAAUGUUUCUGUUGAUCGACAAGCUGUAGCUGAUCAUGCACAAGGUUUAGCUAACCGCAUACAAAGAAAUCUUGGCAAUUCCCUGAAGGCCUUGGGUGUUGAAGUUAUCCAUUCUCGAGCCAAAUGCAAGUCUUCCCAAGUGGUUGAGUUGGCAAAUGGAGAAACAAUAAGUGCGAAAGAUAUUAUUUUAGCUCCUGGUUCUGUUCCCUUUGUUCCACCUGGCAUUGAAGUUGACGACAAGACUGUGUUUACUUCUGAUCAUGCAUUGAAAUUGGAAUGGAUACCUUCUUGGAUAGCUAUUAUUGGUAGUGGCUAUAUUGGAUUGGAAUUUAGUGAUGUGUAUUCUUCUUUGGGAGCUGAAGUUACUUUUGUAGAAGCUCUACCCAAUCUCAUUCCAGGCUUUGACCCUGAGAUAUCAAGAGUUGCAAACCGUUUACUUAUUCAGGAUCGACCCAUCGAGUACUAUACUCAUUCACUAGCCACCAAAAUAGUACCUGGGAAACCUGUUCAUGUGGUAUUAUCAGAUGCUCAUACAAAGAUGACUAGUCGUGAAUUGCAAGUAGAUGCUGUUCUUGUAGCUACUGGAAGGAAACCAAAUACUCAGAACAUAGGCUUGGAAACAUUCGGAGAGGAACUCGCUCGAGGUGGAUUUAUUCCUACCAAUGAAUAUAUGCAAGUAAUGAAAGGUGAUCAAGUUAUUCCUCACAUUUAUUGUAUUGGAGAUGCUAAUGGAAAAAUGAUGCUUGCACAUGCAGCUUCCAUGCAAGGAAUUUCAGCUAUUGAGAACAUUAUGGGAAAUCGUCAUCGUGUCAAUCACCGUGCUAUACCUGCUGCAUGUUUUACGCAUCCCGAAAUAGCUUAUGUUGGAUUGACAGAACCUCAAGCGAAGGAAGAGGCAUCUCAACAUGGCUUCAAGUUGGAAAAGAGCGUUGCAUAUUUUCGAGCCAAUUCCAAAGCUUUAGCAGAAAUGGAAGGAGAAGGAAUGGCGAAAAUCCUAUUCAAUCGAGAAACUGGAGAGUUAUUAGGUUGUCAUAUGAUAGGUAUUCAUGCUUCGGAUUUGAUACAAGAAGCAGCCAAUGCCAUUGCUAAUCAUACUAGUGUUUAUGAUUUAUCAUAUUGUGUUCACACGCAUCCUACGUUGAGUGAAGUUUUGGACGAAGCCUUUAAGGAUGCAAGGCGAAAGACCUUGUCUAGAACAACGAGUUCUUCUAGGGUAUAAUAAAGGAACCUCAAUUAUCAUCAUA